AUGGAUGAGAAUGAUGGGAUUACGCGGAGAAGUUCACGGAGAUCCGCAGUCGACAGCAAGCAUUCAAAGAAUUUCGAGACGUUGAAGGCCAUCCAAGAGGCUCGCCGAAGUGGGACUUCUAUCAGAAAACAUCUUGAUGGCUCUGAAGUAAAUGAUGUGUAUUAUACGGUGGAUGAAAACGAGUAUGAAGAGCUUUUGAAGAAUCGCCCACAAGAUAACUUUUGUGAAGAUGACGAUGGAAAUGGUUACGUGGAUCAUGGAGUCGAUUUCUUCGACGAGAGCGACGGCGAGGAGGAGAAAGCGCAAGCAAAAAAGAAAGCCAAGAAAGAAAAGACGAAGAAGGGGGGAAUCACUUCUUUUUUCACUGGUCUCGCAAACACAACUAAGCCGAAAAUUGAUGAAUCCAAAGUUAAAUUGAACGUUGAUGAUGAUUUGAUGGACGUGUUAGCGGACUUUUCAGAAGAUCAACCAGUUGAAGAAAAACCAUUUGUCAGUCGUAAUCAAUUCAAAAGAGGACGCGAGAGCUCGCCACCACUUGCACCAAAACUUGUCGCUACCCGGAAUGUACAACUUUCUAAUGCGCCGAUCCGGCAAUCAUCGCUCGAUUCACCUAAAGUCAAGAAAUCUUUUGCACCAGAACCACCGAUGAAAAAGACCUGUCCUGAAUCUAUUCCGGAUUCACUUCCAAUGGAUGAUGGCGGUUUCGAUGAUUUUCCUGAGCCUUCUUUUGAUGAUCAGGAGUCUACGACUGCCUUACAAGAAGUUGCUACUCAAAAAAACACCGAAAAUCAAAAAGAUAUGUUAGAGUGGCCGGUGGAAGAGGAAACUGAAGCACCCGAAGAACCGAUUGAAGUAAAUGUGGGAGAAGAAAAAUUCUAUCAGACAAAGAUGCGGAAGGAAACGUCACUCAAACGCCAAUUAUUCGUUUCUAUUGGAUUGAUGCAUUUGAGGAUGCAAUCAAAAGACCAGGCACCGUCUAUCUCUUCGGAAAAGUUGAAGUGGCUUCUGGACACUUUGAGAGUUGCUGCAUUGUCGUGGAGAAUAUUUACCGCAAGAUUUACUUCAUUCCAAGAGAAACGAAAAUGU
Mesorhabditis belari is the source of this 1086-nucleotide messenger RNA. Lineage: Eukaryota; Metazoa; Nematoda; Chromadorea; Rhabditida; Rhabditidae. The record is from the annotation of a GenBank genome assembly.